Helobdella robusta is the source of this 2682-nucleotide messenger RNA. RefSeq lists its product as hypothetical. NCBI's taxonomy places the organism in Eukaryota, Metazoa, Annelida, Clitellata, Rhynchobdellida, Glossiphoniidae. Gene Ontology annotation, cellular component: plasma membrane. The record is from RefSeq and is a predicted model, not a curated record. The coding region runs from base 1 to 2682 and encodes 893 amino acids. The transcript has 13 exons.
AUGGCAUCUAAAAGUUUCGGUAUUUCAAAUUCAAUCGGUAAAGCGAAUUCCUCCGGAAUUCAAAAUUCUUUCGGUAAUUUAAGUUCUGCCGGUUUCGGUAUUUCAAAUCGACUCGGUAUUGGUACUACUUCCGGUACAGCUCCUGGUAUUUUUGGUAAAAGUACCUGUUUUUUGUUGACAUUCAUCGGUGACCUUGAUGAAAUUGUGAAGCAAAACAACAACAACAACAUCAACAACAUCAACAACAUCAACAUCAACAACAUCAACAACAACAACAACAACAACAUCAACAACAACAACAUCAUCAUCCUCUACAACAACAUCAACAUCAACAACAGUUGCAGCAACUACCUCAACUUGUAUUUAAACCUUGAGAGACCUGAAAUUGUUGACCCAAACAGCUUCAAUGCAAAAAUAUGCAGUCUGCAACAUCAACAACAACAUCGUCAACAACAACUUCAACAACAACAACAACAACAAAGUCAACAACAUCGUCAACAACAACAACAUCAACUAUUACGUCAACAGUAUUAUCAUUCGCAACAACAUCAAGAGAAACAUCUAGACCAAAACAUACAACAACAUCAGCAACAAAUGCAACAACAACAAUAUGAAAAACAACAACAUUGGUAUCAACUGCAACAAAAUCAACUACGAUUAGACCAGCAACAUCAACAGCAACAACAUCAACAGCAACAACAUCAACAACAACAUCAACAACAACAUCAACAACAACAUCAACAGCAACAACAUCAACAGCAACAACAUCAACAACAACAUCAACAACAACAUCAACAACAACAUCAACAGCAACAACAUCAACAACAUUCAAAACCUUUAAUAUUUUAUUCAUCCGAGCGUAGUUUAAUCAUUGAAUUGCACACAGAACUUUAUCAAAAUAAUAACAACAACAACAAAAUCAAUAAUAAUAAUAAUAUCAGCAACAACAACAAUAACAAAAACAACAAUAAUAACAGUAAUAAUAAUAAUAACAUCAACAAUAGUAAUACAAAUAACGUUCAGUUUAGCGUUUCUUAUGCCUUUAUCGAUAAAUCUCAGUUUGAGAUGACGAGUGGCACGAAGCGUCGCCACGAGUUCUGCACAUACGACUUCUACAGCACGAGAAACUCGAAAGCUGGAAAGUUUUAUUCGCCCGGAUACCCCCAGCCCUACCGAAUAAAUUAUAACUGCUCCUACGUCUUCCACGCACUUGACAAGGAAAGAAUCCUAAUUAAGUUCGCUUUUAUACGGCUGCUGAGGUCGUCGCUGACGUCAUCAUCACAUUUGGCGUCGUGCGAUGGCGGUGUCUUUUGUGGCUUAGAAGGAGAACGGAAAACUGUGACGUCACUGAGCGAGAAAAUGGUUGUUGUGCUCAUUUCCGCCGGAAGUAGUAACAAACAUGGCGAGAAAAGUGGCGGCGGCAAAUAUUGGGUUACGGGCGGCGAUGAUGGUGAUGGUGGUGAUUUUGGUGGCGAGGGGUUUGAGAUUACAUACCAGUUUAUCAAUGAAGAUGAUGCUGUACUACUGCAUGAUGCCCAGUCAAACCACCACAGAACGGAAAACCUACUUAGCAAUAUUUCAUCAUCGUCGUCGUCAUCACCAUCACAAUGGUCAUCAUCAUCACCACCGUCGUCGUCAUCAUCAUCAUCAUCGUCGGGCUGUACGCGCGAAUAUUUAAGCGUCCAGAGCAAGAGCGGAAGUGUCUUGUCGCCAUCUUAUCCGUCGUCUAGUGUUGCCAACUUAACCUGCAGAUACAUAUUCAGAGGACACGGAAAUGAAAGAGUCCAAAUACUUCUAGAAGAAUUUCACGGAAUAAUGGGUAACAGCAUCAACAACAACAACCAACACAACAACGAAUGCUCCGAACGGGACGACCGCCUAUUGGUCACAAGUUUCAUUUCCGGCCACCAUCGACCAGUCAGCGUUCUCUGCGCUGGCAGUCACGUGACCAGCAAGUCACUUCCUAUCAUGAGCAGCGACAACCAAUUAGAGCUCAUCUACAUUACUACUUCCGCCGAAAACAAAAUGGCCGCUGAUGGCAGUAGUAAUAGUAGUAAUAGUGGUGCUAGUAGUAGUAGUAAUAGGGGUAGUGGUACUGGCAGACGAUUCAAAGUCAAUUACUCAUUUGUGACAGAUUUUGGGAUAAAAACUGGCGUUCAGGAUGUUAAUAAAGGUUGCGAUUUUAAAUUUCCUUCCCGCCUCAAUAAAAACGGCUCCCUCUCGUCCCCAAACCACCCCGGCCACUACCCCCGCAACGUGCACUGCACCUACACAUUCGCCGGCCUUGAUGACGAACGGGUCGAGAUCAGAUUCCACCAUUUCCACAUUGAAGGCGUAGCCCCGAGCUGUCUGGCCGAUACUCAGAGCGACUACUUGGAGCUGCAGUUUUCGCCAACGCCACCGAUCGACGACGAUGACGCCGGAAGCGGAAGUAGGUACUGCGGCAAGGGCUUGCCACUUACUUCCGGGAACAGCAGUGCCCUCUUCUCCGAAGGCCCCUACCUGCUGAUGACGUUCAUAAGUAACGACGUUUACGAUGCCACGGGUUUUUCCGCCAGUUACUAUUUUUGGAAGAAGAGGAAAGACGUCACAAACCAGCGUAAGAGAAUCGUCCCAUUCGUCUCACCUCAGACAGCAAUUUUUGAACACUGGCUUGAAUUUAUAACAAGAACCACCACAUAA